AUGGCUCCAUACGAAGCUCUGUAUGGAAGAAAAUGCCGGUUUCCUCUACAUUGGGACGAUGUCGGGGAGCGGAAGUUACUGGGCCCUAAGUUGAUUCAGAGUACCAGAGACAAAGUAUUAUUGAUCAAGCAAAGGCUUAAGGUAGCUCAGGACAGACAAAAAAGUUGGGCUGACAAAAGAAGAAGAGAAUUGGGUUUUGCAGAAGGUGACUAUGUAUUCCUAAAGAUUUCUCCUUCAAAAGGUGUCACGAGAUUUAGAAGACAUAACAAGCUGAGUCCUCGCUACAUUGACCCAUUUGAAAUUCUGAACAAAAUAGACGAGGUUGCUUACAGAUUGGCUCUACCUCAGGAACUGUCUGGUAUACACAAUGUCUUCCAUGUUUCCCUCCUACGGAGAUACAUUCCAAAUCCCCACCAUGUGGUGCGAUACAAGCCCCUACAGAUAGAUAAAAAUCUGACUUAUGAAGUAAUUCCUCAGCGCGUCGUUGAUCGGAAGGAGCAGAUUUUUCGAAGGCACACCAUUCUAUAUGUGAAGGUUCAGUGGAGCAAUCACUCAGAAAGGGAGGCAACUUGGGAGCUCGAGGAGGAAAUGCGCGGAAAGCAUCCAUAA
Molecule: messenger RNA, 609 nt
Organism: Phoenix dactylifera (date palm)
Lineage: Eukaryota; Viridiplantae; Streptophyta; Magnoliopsida; Arecales; Arecaceae
Source: RefSeq, a predicted model, not a curated record